Molecule: messenger RNA, 2106 nt
Organism: Dromaius novaehollandiae (emu)
Lineage: Eukaryota; Metazoa; Chordata; Aves; Casuariiformes; Dromaiidae
Gene: NECAB2
Product: N-terminal EF-hand calcium binding protein 2
Exons: 12
Coding region: 88-1515 (475 amino acids)
Biological process (GO): regulation of amyloid precursor protein biosynthetic process
Cellular component (GO): cytoplasm
Molecular function (GO): calcium ion binding
Source: RefSeq, a predicted model, not a curated record
GCGGGGGGGGAGGAGGAGGAGGAGGAGGAGGAGGAGGAGGAGGAGGCGGAGGGAGUCCCCGGCUCCAGCAUGAGGCCGGCGUGAGCGAUGUGCGAGCAGGCAGCGCGCUACUGCCGGGCCGGCGUGCACAGGCUGCUGCGCAAGUCGCCGCCGCCGCCGCUGCGCGGGCUGGACGGGCUGCUGCGCUGGGUCGCCGCCAAGAUGAGCGACAAGGGCGCCGCCGCCGAGCGGCAGCUGCUGCAGCCGGGAGCCGCCGCCGCGCAGAGGAAGGGCACCUCCGUCAUCCUCGAUAUUUUCAGAAGAGCUGACAAAAAUGAUGACGGGAAGCUGUCCCUGGAGGAGUUUCAAGCCUUUUUUUCCGACGGGACACUCAACGAGGAGGAACUCGAGAAGCUCUUUCACACCAUUGACUCGGACAACACCAACAAUGUGGACACGAAGGAGCUGUGCGACUAUUUUGCUGAUCAUAUGGGAGACUAUGAAGACGUCUUGGCCUCACUGGAGACGCUGAACCUCUCCAUCCUGAAGGCGAUGGACUAUACCAAACGGGUGUACGAAAGCGGCAGCAACGUGGACCAGUUCGUGACCCGCUUCCUGCUGAAGGAGACGGCCAACCAGACCCAGUCGCUGCUGAGCUCCGUGGAGAGCGCCGUCGACGCCAUCGACGAGCAAACCAACCCCGCCAGGCACCACCAUGGCAAAGCUGGGCCCGUGGACGCCUGGUACGACAGCCCCGUGCCGAACUACCCCCCGAACAGCAGGCUGGUGCCCAAGGAGCACCGGAGAAGCCCCCAGACGGGUGAGUGGCUCCCGCGCGCUGCGGUGGGCAAGGAAGCGCCGCGACGGCGGCCGGGGCGAGCCCGGGUGUCCGCAGGGGCGGGCGCCAGGCAGUCGCACCCGUGCCCGAACCUCGCGGACCCCGCGGCGCCCAUCGGCCUUCCCGGCCCGUCCCGGCAGCGCCCACCUCCUCCCGAAGCGCGGCGGGAGCGGGGCAGGUGCCGUGGCCGGGAAAACCCGCCGGGCGCUGCUUCCCCGCGCCGCCCUGCUGCUGCUCUGCUCGCUGCAGGUUCUCCCGACGCCCGGGAGGAAGGGCUGGAGGUGCAGAUCAACAGGCUCGCCGAGCUCAUCGGCAGGCUGGAGGACAAGACGCUCUGGUUCGACUUGCACCAGCGGCUGUCGGACAGCGAAAGCACCGCUUGCACGUACCUCCUCCUGGUGCGGGACGAGAUGACGGUGGCACACAAGCACCUGGGCGAGUUCUGCAGCUCCCUGAAGCAGUACCUGAAGAGCGUGGCCGGCGAGCGGGACUGCUUCCACGUAACUGCGGUGAAGCUGCCGGACGGCGUCACCUUCAUCGUCUACGAGUUCUGGGAGACUGAAGAGGACUGGAAGAGGCACCUGCAGAGUGCCACCUGCAAGGGCUUCCAGCACGUGAAGGUGGACACGCUGAGCCAGCCCGAGGCCGUGUCCAGCGUCGCCGUGCCAGCCGCCUGGUGCACUCUGAGCAGAGACUGACCUCGUUGCCGGAGAGGACGCGGCGGCCAUGCGAACGCUGGCGCUUCAGGGCCCUGGGUCCUUCCUGCCUGCUGUCCCGUCCCCGGGGACGAAUCGCCUGUCGUUUCUGAUGACUGUGUUAUGAGUGUGACGCUGGGAGCACCCCCUGCGCAGCUGUGCGGGCCGGAGGUGCGAGCGGUGGCUGGCUGGCAUGAAGGAAACCCCGUCCUGCCCCCGGCCCCCGCGGCACCCCCAGCGGGGUGGCACCUGCGAAGCGGCCCUGCCACUCGGUCCCUGCCUGCCGGUGCCGCGUCGCGGGGAGCUGCGGGGCCGGGGGGCCGUGCGCCGGGGCCACGUGUGCCCGUCGGGGCCCGCUGCGCGCGUGGGGUGCUGUGUGCGUAUGUGGGUGAAGCGCUAGCUGUCUCGUGUGCACCGUCGCUGUCUCGCUGUGGCUCUCGCUCCCAGUCUCUCCCGCCCAGACCCGGCCGCGCGCUGGGGGCUGUAUUCUCCGAGAUGAGUCUAUCCAGAGGCUUUCUUAAUAUCAUCAUGUUCAGUAUUUAUUAGCAGCUGUACAGUAGAGCAAUGGAGAUGCUGAAUAAAGAUGUGAUGGGA